Messenger RNA from Priapulus caudatus, 769 nucleotides. Its product is annotated as vesicular glutamate transporter 3-like. The transcript has 2 exons. The coding region runs from base 106 to 558 and encodes 150 amino acids. The record is from RefSeq and is a predicted model, not a curated record. Gene Ontology annotation, biological process: monoatomic anion transport; transmembrane transport. Gene Ontology annotation, molecular function: transmembrane transporter activity. Lineage: Eukaryota; Metazoa; Priapulida; Priapulimorpha; Priapulimorphida; Priapulidae.
UUAACAGUCAUGCGUGAAUUAAUAUACUGCGAAUAAAUUGGUGUUAAUAAGCUCGUAAUAAACUGUCGUGUGUCGGUGGGGGUGUGUUUGUUUCAGGACGACGGGAUGCGGGACGGCGAACACCUCUGGGACAAGCGCACGCAGGGACUCGUCCUGUCCUCGUUCUUCUGGGGCUACCUCUUCACACAGAUCCCGGGCGGCCUGCUCGCGAAGAAGUACGGGCCGCGAUGGACGUACGCGGGGUUUCAGUUCACUGCCUCCGUGUUGACGAUGCUGUGUCCCUUGGCGACGCGGGUCGGCUGGCGGGGACUGCUCGCCAUGAGGUUUCUCAUCGGAUUCUGCGCGGGCGUGGCGUUCCCGUGUUUUAAUGGCUUGAUGGGCGUGUGGGCGCCUCCGCAAGAAAGAAGCGCCCUGGUGUCUUACGGAAUGUCGGGGGUGCACGCCGGCAAAUUCAUCGUCUUGCCUCUAGGCAGCCUACUGUGCAGCUUUGUGAGCUGGGAUUCAAUCUUCUACGUGUUCGGUAAGGUGACCGGUCUACUCGGGUGUACGUAUGUUUAGAUGGGACGCUGUGCAAUGUAUAAUUGUCUUGUGUACUGAAACUUCGUUGUCCAAUACAUUCUAUAACGUAUUUUACUCUAUUCUGUAAUGUAUCUUCUUGUUUUAAUAAAUUGUCGUAGACAGCAUUGUGAUUAUUGGUUGUCGUGUACCGAAAUUUAAUCGUCAAAACACGAUUAUAUCUGUCGUGAUUUUUAGCUCACCUUGACAUCGU